AUGGACAAACAGUUGGCCAAUCCCAUCCCCGAAAACCAGCUGCUCAAUGAAGUGAGAGAAAUAUACGAUGAGUUAGUUAUUGCAGAAAGAGAAUGCAUUAAUGUGGUGGAUAUCGUCUCACAAAUAGACCAAACCGCGGGACUAUCGGAUGAACAAUGGAGCUUGUGCACCUCGUUGCACCAAACACUCCUCCACAAGCAUUUUGACUUUUUCAUUGUUUCGCAGCAUCCGGCAGCCAGCCCAAUCUUGAGAAGCCUGGCUCAAAGAUACGAGAUGCCUGGACGCAUGUGGCGCUACGGAAUCUACUCCUAUCUGGAGCUGUUUCGCACAAGGCUCCCCAGCCCCAGUGUGCAGGACCAUAUGCUAGGCUUCAUAUAUUUCUCGUAUUCGAUGGUGACGCUUCUUCUAGAGCAGGUCUCCACAUUUGAAGAAAUCUGGACAGAAUGCUUGGGGGACCUAGCACGCUAUCGUGCUGCAGUGGAGAAUUCCGAUGAGACAGUCCGCCAUCACUGGCACUAUCUUGCCGUUAUCUCUCGUCCGGAUACUUUGCAGAUGUUCUUUUACUUCUCGGAAGCAUUACUCAGUGUGGACCGAUUUCCAAAAGCGCGGGAAAGCAUGAUUCAGCUGUUCAACGAUAUUCUAAUCGCACCGGCUGAGGAACACACAUUGAUUAGUUCUUUUGCGGCUGCCCAUGGUGUUAUUUUCAAGCGUAUGCCAUAUGACCAGUUUGUCAUUCGGUUCCAUUUCUUCCUUUUAAAAAAUCAUCACAGCCGAUCGCCUAGUCUCCCGGAGGCACGAGAAAGCACGUUAAUCAUGUGCUGCAAUAUUGCAGCGAUCUUGGACUAUGGAGAAGGGAACGGGGAGUUUGCAACGGACUUUGCUCACAACGCAAGUACUUCUACUGCAGACGCCUAUAUCAUUGCAAAGUACUGGGCAUCUGCAACAGCACAUAUUGAAUCAAACAGGCAUGUCUAUACUGUACAGUACCUGGAACUCUGCACACUGUACUUCAGUAUAUUUUACUGA
This is a messenger RNA of Penicillium nucicola, 1026 nucleotides long. Its product is annotated as DNA/RNA-binding domain E.t1.c1-type. The transcript has 2 exons. Gene Ontology annotation, biological process: nuclear-transcribed mRNA catabolic process, nonsense-mediated decay. Gene Ontology annotation, cellular component: telomerase holoenzyme complex. The coding region runs from base 1 to 1026 and encodes 341 amino acids. Gene Ontology annotation, molecular function: telomerase RNA binding; telomeric repeat DNA binding; protein binding. The record is from RefSeq and is a predicted model, not a curated record. Lineage: Eukaryota; Fungi; Ascomycota; Eurotiomycetes; Eurotiales; Aspergillaceae.